AUGCCUGUCUACCUGUGCCAACCCGGGUUUGGCUCUACUGAUCCCUGGAAGCAUGGCAUUCAAGUAUACGCAGCUCCAUUUACAAUAGAUCAAGACGAUAACGCUACUCAUAGUGAUGGGGAUGUUGAUUCUUCGCAACAAAUUCCAAAUGCACCCAAUUCAAACCUGGAUGGCGGGACGUUUAAUUCCGCUUCCAAUCAUGUGAAUGUUGGUAACUUUGGUGGUGAUUCCUCAAAGGUUGGAGCCCCAAUUCGGCGUGUGCGUCAUUCAGAAGUUGUGCUGGCUGAUGAUAUUUGUGUCGCCCAUGAUCGAUACUGGCUCCGCCUUCGAUGGCCGGGGAAAAGAGGCGGUUUCGCUGGAUACAUUGCAUUGGGAAAGGUGGAUGAUCCCAUAUUGACCAAACCAGAUGAUCAAGCAAAUACCAUCUGCUUUCGAGAAGGAAUGUCAGGUGCAACUCCAGAGGGAUUUGUUGAAAUAGAAUCCGAAGAGGAUCGAAUGGCCAACGAAGAUACUCAGUCUGAAGAAAAUUACCGAAACGACGAACCACAGGACAAUGCAAGCACAUUGUCCUCCGAACCAUUUGAAACAACAUCAAAGCUUCGAUGCUUGCGAACAGGUUUGAACUUUCCAUCCACAGUUGCAAUGAAGUUGAUGCCUGCGUAUGAUGAUGGUAUCAGACCUCCUGUUAUUUCAGCUCCAAUCCCAUCAGAGAAUGUCUUUUGUAGAAUCUGCCGUGAAGGAUUGCAUGAUGAUGUUGAUGACGAGCUGCCUGCUUCGGAAAGUGAAGCCAACGAAGAUACCUCACAGCAUGUCUCUCAACAUGAGUCAAUGAUGUGUGAGCUUGUUCCCAUUGACGAAAGGGAUGACCCAGAUUCGAGAAGAGGAAUGAAUACAACAGGCCCCAUUACGCCACACCCGAAAUAUCAUGCGAACCCGCAAGCUACUGAGAAUCCAAUGUUAGCGCCGUGUGAAUGCUCGGGAUCAAUGGCUUUUGUCCGCUACCUAAGUAUAGAGCAAUGGAGAUGCCGCUCUCAACACCCGGACGCAAACAAUGGGUUAAAUUGUGAGACAUGCAAAGCUCCCUAUGCGCUUCCACCGCCAACAGCUCGUGUUCAACAGGUUGUGAACGAGGAUUGGCUCGAAGCCAUGCCACCACAUGUCAUGGCAGCGUUGAGAAAUCCACACAUCUGUUGGCGAGUUGGAGGAUGGAUUGUUCGACAACGAUGGCUGCGGCCCCUUGCACCUGUUGUAAUGUCUCCUGUAGUCGCGUUGUAUUGCAGAGCCAGGCGUCUGCUCAAGAAGAAAGGAGUAGCCCGACGCCGAUGGGCCUGCAGUUUGUGCCACCGUAGAGCGAGGUGGAAGUGUGUCCGCUGCCUUCGAAGCUACUAUUGCUCCAGACAGUGCCAAAAUGUGUCAUGGCACAUUGUUCACAAGCAUAUUUGCUACAAGCCAAGCCGUUGGGCAUGGUCUGUUGCUUUGUACGGACUAAUCACUCUGUUCCUAUUUCCAGGAAUUCUGAGAGACCCACUCAUGUACGAUCUGGGAUUGGGAUUUGUGCCGAUAUCCUUUUAUGCCAUGGCCAUCCUUGGCGGUGGUUUUGCUGCUGCCACAAAGAAAACGAUUGGCGUGGAUCUACGAGGCCGUACGUUCGAAGGGAUCGUUAUCCUUUCGACCUUGGGACUUGUCCUAGUUUCAUGGGGUCUUGUUGGAGCUUUCUUUGGGGAAGCAACACGCUGCGUCGGUGUGCUUGGAAGCCGUGAUGUAACCGAAGACAAUCUUCCACUUUCGUUUUAUGCCUUGCGAAAAUACAUGCUUAUCCCUGCAAUGAAUUGGUUCUUGAUGUGGGAUCGUCUAGCCGAUAGCUCGGGAUGGUGGAUCCGACGUGCACUUUGCGCAGCAGCAGAAGAAAGUGGCGCUUGCUUCGACCAUCUUCACAAAGCGAAUGCAGAUUUCAUUUUCGAGGAAAAUGACGGUGGCCGAUGUGCAUCUGACUUGUCUUUUGUCUCCAACCUUUUUGUCUGCGCGGGAAUAGUUGCAUGCGGGAGCCACUUUUUGAAGAAGCGUGACCGCCAACGCCGAGCCGCGAGAAGACCAAGACCUCAUCAAGACUAA
Molecule: messenger RNA, 2112 nt
Organism: Cylindrotheca closterium
Lineage: Eukaryota; Bacillariophyta; Bacillariophyceae; Bacillariales; Bacillariaceae
Source: the annotation of a GenBank genome assembly